Messenger RNA from Funneliformis geosporum, 387 nucleotides. NCBI's taxonomy places the organism in Eukaryota, Fungi, Glomeromycota, Glomeromycetes, Glomerales, Glomeraceae. The record is from the annotation of a GenBank genome assembly.
AUGAAUCAAGAAAAUUUAAAUGAUAACCAGUUAGAAAAUACCUUAGAAAGUCCUGCGGAAACUAAAUCAGAAAACUCCCUCUUGGGAGCCUUAUCGAAAUGUCUAACUUUUGCCCCCCUGAUGUUAGAACAGUUUACCGGACAAAAAGUUCCACAGAUGAGUGGCACGAUGGCUGAGAUCCAGCAAGGAGUUAUUCAAUUAACCGCUAACUUGCAGAAAAAAACCAAGAAUACGAAUAAUAUGAACUUCCUCGGUAUCGAUUUAAAACCUUUAACUACUGAAAUCUCCAAAUUCAGUCAAGGUCAACAACAAAUUAUCACUCUUUUAAAAGAGAAUAAUCAAUUACAAAAACAAAUUCUUAGCCAGUUAGGAGGCAAGGUUGAAUAA